Messenger RNA from Sorex fumeus (smoky shrew), 3215 nucleotides. RefSeq names its product methylenetetrahydrofolate dehydrogenase (NADP+ dependent) 1 like (gene MTHFD1L). Gene Ontology annotation, molecular function: formate-tetrahydrofolate ligase activity; ATP binding; methylenetetrahydrofolate dehydrogenase (NADP+) activity. The record is from RefSeq and is a predicted model, not a curated record. The coding region runs from base 14 to 2989 and encodes 991 amino acids. Gene Ontology annotation, cellular component: cytosol; mitochondrion. Gene Ontology annotation, biological process: tetrahydrofolate interconversion. NCBI's taxonomy places the organism in Eukaryota, Metazoa, Chordata, Mammalia, Eulipotyphla, Soricidae. The transcript is spliced from 28 exons.
CCCGCCCCGCACCAUGAGCGCGCGCCUGCCCCGGCUCCUGCUGCGCCAGCUCCGCCGGCCGCCGCCCCCCGCGCCCGCGGGCCGCCCCCCAGCGCCCCGGCGCGCCUGCAGCGGCCUCGGAGGAGGAGGAGGCGGCGGUGCCGGCGUGGGCAGCAGCAGCGGCGGCGGCAGCGGGGAGAGCCUGCUCGGGCAGCGGCGCCUGCAGGAUGCCCAGGCCUCGAGCAUCCGCGCCUCGGGCAGCGACAGCCAGGCGCCCCCGGCGCGGGACUCCCUGGUCCGGGAGGUCAUCCAAAACUCCAAAGAAGUCCUGAGUUUACUGCAGGAGAAGAACCCUGCCUUCAAGCCAGUUCUUGCUAUUAUCCAGGCCGGCGAUGAGAACUUAUUGCAGGAAAUCAACCAGAAAUUGGCCGAGGAGGCGGGUCUGGACAUCACUCACAUCUGCCUUCCCCCGGAUAGCAGCAAAGACGAGAUCAUAGAUGAAAUCUUGAAGAUCAAUGAAGACCCGCGGGUGCACGGCCUCGCCCUUCAGGUGUCUGAGGACGCAUUCACCAGCAAAGUCCUCAAUGCCUUGAAACCAGAAAAAGAUGUGGAUGGCGUUACGGAUAUAAACCUGGGCAAGCUGGUGCGAGGGGAUGCCCAGGAGUGCUUCGUUUCCCCUGUGGCCAGAGCUGUGCUCGAACUCCUGGAGAAGUCUGGUGUUGAUCUAGAAGGAAAGAAGGUGCUGGUGCUUGGAGCCCACGGGUCCUUGGAGGCGGCGCUGCAGUGUCUGUUCCAGCGACGAGGCUCCCUGACCAUGAGUGCGCCCUGGGACACCCCACAGCUACAGAGCAAGCUUCAAGAGGCUGACAUUGUGGUUUUGGGCUCGGCCAAGCCAGAAGAGGUUCCCCCGACAUGGAUACAACCAGGAACCAUUGUUCUGAACUGUUCUCAUGACUUCUUGUCAGGGAAGCUGGGCUGUGGCACUCCUGGGGUGAAUUUCAGUGGUCUCUUCGCCGAGGAUGACGUGAGUCUGCUCGCGGCCGCGCUGAGGAUCCAGAACAUGGUGAGCAGUGGUCGGCGGUGGCUCCGUGAGCAGCAACAUUCCCGCUGGCGGCUCCACUGCCUGAAGCUGCAGCCUCUGUCCCCCGUGCCCAGUGAUAUCGAGAUUUCCAGAGCACAGACCCCCAAAGCUGUGGAUGUCCUUGCCAAGGAAAUAGGAUUGCUAGCAGAUGAGAUCGAAAUCUACGGCAAGAGCAAAGCCAAAGUUCGUUUGUCCCUGCUGGAGAGGUUAAAGGAUCAAGCAGAUGGAAAAUAUGUCAUCGUUGCUGGGAUCACACCCACCCCGCUCGGAGAAGGGAAAAGCACGGUGACGGUGGGCCUGGUCCAGGCAUUGACCGCACACCUGAACAUCAACUCCUUCGCCUGCCUCAGGCAGCCUUCUCAGGGACCUACUUUCGGAGUUAAAGGAGGAGCUGCAGGGGGCGGAUACGCACAGGUCAUCCCCAUGGAAGAGUUCAACCUUCAUCUGACAGGGGACAUCCACGCCAUCACUGCUGCCAAUAAUCUGCUGGCUGCUGCUGUGGACGCGAGGAUUUUCCACGAAAACACUCAAACAGAUAAGGCUCUAUAUAGUCGACUGGUUCCUUCCGUGAAUGGUGUUCGAGAAUUUUCUGAAAUUCAACGUGCUCGGCUGAAAAAACUGGGAAUCAAUAAGACAGAUCCAGGCUCCCUGACAGAAGAGGAAAUACGGAGAUUCUCCCGCCUCGACAUCGACCCCGCCACCAUCACGUGGCAGAGAGUAUUGGAUACAAAUGACCGAUACCUACGAAAAAUGACCAUCGGGCAGGCAGACACGGAGAAGGGCUAUUCCCGGGAGGCCCAGUUUGACAUCGCAGUGGCCAGUGAGAUCAUGGCUGUACUGGCCUUGACCGACAGCCUCACGGACAUGAAGAAGCGGCUGGGCAGAAUGGUUGUGGCCAGUGACCGGAAUGGACAGCCCGUGACAGCCGAGGAUUUGGGAGUCACUGGUGCUUUGACUGUUUUGAUGAAAGACGCAAUAAAACCAAACCUGAUGCAGACUCUGGAAGGGACACCCGUAUUUGUGCACGCGGGUCCCUUCGCCAACAUCGCCCACGGCAACUCUUCUGUGUUGGCUGACAAAAUCGCCCUGAAGCUUGUUGGUGAAGAAGGAUUUGUAGUCACGGAAGCAGGCUUCGGCGCGGAUAUCGGAAUGGAGAAGUUCUUCAACAUCAAGUGCCGCGCGUCGGGCCUGGUCCCCAACGUGGUGGUGCUGGUGGCCACGGUGCGAGCUCUGAAGAUGCACGGAGGCGGCCCGAGUGUCUCUGCCGGUGUUCCUCUUAAGAAAGAGUACACGGAAGAGAACAUUCCGCUGGUGGCGGCUGGCUGCUGUAACCUCCAGAAGCAAAUCCAAAUAGCCCAGCUCUUCGGGGUUCCUGUUGUCGUGGCUCUGAAUGUCUUCAAAACCGACACCCGUGGCGAGAUUGACCUGGUGUGUGAACUGGCCAAGCGGGCCGGCGCCUUCGACGCGGUGCCCUGCUACCACUGGUCCAUGGGCGGGAAGGGCUCAGUGGACCUGGCGUGGGCCGUGCGAGGAGCUGCGAAUAAAGGAAGUCGUUUUCAGUUCCUGUACGAUGUGGAGCUGCCAAUCGUGGAGAAGAUAAGAACCAUUGCCCAGACCGUCUACGGGGCCAGGGAUAUCGAAAUCUCUCCAGAGGCGCAGACCAAAAUCGAUCGCUACACGCAGCAGGGCUUUGGCAAUUUGCCCAUCUGCAUGGCAAAGACCCACCUGUCUCUGUCGCACCAGCCCGACAAGAAGGGCGUGCCCAGGGAUUUCAUCCUGCCCAUCAGCGACGUUCGUGCCAGCAUUGGGGCCGGGUUCAUCUACCCGUUGGUGGGAACGAUGAGCACCAUGCCCGGGCUACCCACCCGGCCCUGCUUCUAUGACAUCGAUCUGGACCCAGACACGGAGCAGAUCACAGGCUUGUUCUGAAGCAUCACGGUGCCCACGGACCACUUCCGGCUCCCAAAAUCACAAACUCACGCCUUGCCUUUUUACUGCAUUUGGAGGAGAAGAUGAAGUUGAAAUACACUGGUUACAAAACCCAGGGAAAAGGUGAAAUGACCCAAGAUUGAUUCUUCUUUCAAGAGAAUACUGUUUGCAACAGAGUAUUUCUCUACUUCAGAAACGGACCUCCACCAAGUUUGAAAGAAAAGAA